This is a messenger RNA of Saprolegnia diclina VS20, 820 nucleotides long. RefSeq lists its product as hypothetical. The coding region runs from base 1 to 660 and encodes 219 amino acids. The transcript is spliced from 2 exons. The record is from RefSeq and is a predicted model, not a curated record. NCBI's taxonomy places the organism in Eukaryota, Oomycota, Saprolegniomycetes, Saprolegniales, Saprolegniaceae.
AUGGCCCAGCGCUACAACAUGGCCCUCACGUGCACGCGGGCUGACGUCGAUGCGUUCGUUGUCAACAAGCUUGGCCUCAAACUUGGCACGGGCAUCACGGGGCCGGAAGAAGACCUGCUCAAGAAUUUCCUCUGGAAGCACGGGUAUCGCUUCAACCGCACGGUCCUCAAGAAGAAGUUCGAGGUCGAGCAGACGGGGGGCAGUGACAAGGCCAAUGACGUGCGCCGGUUCUGCAUUGACAAAGGCCUCGGCAUGUACCACGUCACGUCGGCUCAGGACCCGGGCUUCAUCCAGCACGUCAUCGCCGUUCACGUGCAGCGCGACAAGUGCGAGUACUUUGAAGACGGCGCGUGGCACCCGCUCGACAAGCUCACCUACUUCCGAUUUACCAAGCAGCAGAUCGUCGAGCUCGUGCGCUUUCUGUGUUUCCCCGACGAAAUCAUCACGACGCACCGCUACAAAGCCGAUCCGUUGGAAGCGAUCUGUAUCAUGCUCAACCGGCUCGCGUUGCCGCAUCGGCUUGACACCAUGGUCGAGACGAUUGGACGCAGCCGCGAGGCCUUGUCCGCGAUCAGCAACCACGUAAUGAUGCACGUGUACGACUGCUUCCAUCACUUGCUCGAGUUGGACGAAGCUCGACUUGACGCCGGCUGGAUGUAACACUGUUCGGCCGCUAUCCAUGCUCAAGGGGCUCCCCUUGCAACUUGCAUCGGCUUCAUUGAUGGCGCCGUGCGUGGCAUUUGCCGCCCAGGAUGGGCAGUACAGAGGGCCGUAUACAACGGACACAAGGUAUCUACACGAUUGUAUAACGAGGCGCUAA